Meira miltonrushii is the source of this 2952-nucleotide messenger RNA. RefSeq names its product Mis6-domain-containing protein. The transcript has a single exon. Bases 122 to 2653 code for a protein of 843 amino acids. The record is from RefSeq and is a predicted model, not a curated record. NCBI's taxonomy places the organism in Eukaryota, Fungi, Basidiomycota, Exobasidiomycetes, Exobasidiales, Brachybasidiaceae. Gene Ontology annotation, cellular component: kinetochore; nuclear body; cytosol.
CUAGAAAAAAGAUGAAAUCAACCAACACCAUCCCCCAAAGUAAACUUGAAAUGCAGCAAACCAAUAGAUCCAGAAGGCUUAUCGGGCAAAGAUAGAAUCGGAGAAAAGCUUGUCAUUCGGCAUGUCGGUCCAUCAGCUUGGUCGAAAGCAGCGCAACAAGGAUGACGAUAAUGACAGUAAUAUGACAGAUAACAGUCAAACCAUUCAACCGUUUGAAGAGACUAUAAGAGCAUUUCAAGUCUCUCUAGAACGAUCAGCAGAAUUAAAACUCGAAAACGUCGAAGCACUAAACAAUUAUAGUCUACAUUAUGGCUUUACUUCAUCACAGGCACUUCGUGUGGUAAAGUUAGCGAUUCAAUUUGCAAAGAAUAAGAACAAUUUAUACCUGAUACGGAUCGGUAAGCUGUUCAAUUCUGUUCGUCCCGCGCCACAGACACUGUUUGGUCCAUCUCUAAUAUAUGCAAUCUUGGAUGCCUUGGGCGGAAACACAAAUACUGGGCUAGAUACUUUGGAGGAUGAUGAUGAUUCGAUGGCAAAUGAUGAUGAAAACGUGUCUUCAAAGAUAAAAAAAGUGUUACCAGUCCGCACUCAAGGUGAUGCUCUUCAACUGCUGCUCAAUUUAUACGCUCCCCCUUCAAUUACCAUGCACGCACAAAAGCAAGGUGAACUUCGAAUUGCAAAUCUGCCAAAGAGCUUCUUCAACGUGAAAGCACUAAAAAUUCUUGAGAAAUGUUAUGGUGUUCUUUUUCAUUACUUGGAAUACGAAACUCUACGACCGACAUUAUGCCACCUUUUAUGCUUGCUCACAAGACGCAAGCAUGUUCGUUAUUAUCGAAUCGCACGAGCAUUAGCAUUGCGUAAUAGGGAUCCUACGGAUAUCUCAUUGAACGCUUUGAUCAAUACGUAUGCUGCUUAUUAUCCUGAUAUGCUAUUUGCUGAAUCUACAAGUGAGCGACAAAUGUAUGUUCGAUCUUCAAAGGGAGACGUACAUGGACUGAAAUACCCGGGUUUGCCAUGGCUUAUGAGUGUUUACAAGAUAUGGAAUGCAUCAAAUACGCAUGGAAAAGGUCCGUCUUUAGGCAGUGCUGGUCAGGGUCAAGAACCUCGAGCAAGGAUGGGAUCCGGUCUUUUGGAAAAUAUUGCUCCGCCUCCGCUCCUUCUGAUGAGCGAUGAAAGGACAAUUGCAGUUUCAGAAAUGUCAUCUUUUCGGGAACUUGGUUAUCGGUUCGAUAGAGUACGCAUGCCCGAUCAAAUUUCUAGUGCCUUAGGUCACAGGAUGACCAUGUUGGCUGUUUUAUGCAAACAAAGUGGUCAAUCGAUGAUGAAAGAUUUUGCAAGAAUGUAUGAAUGGACAUUAGGAACGAUAAGCGAUCAAAUGAGCUUGCCUUUGCUGUACAUUCAAGGUUCGCUUCCUUUGGUUCGUGCGGAUCAUGCACAUGCAGCAAGUGCUACUCUGUUGGAUGGAUUGGAAAGCUUUGUACGCUUUGUGGGCUGUUUUGAUGAUCGAAUGCAAAGUCGGGUAUGUCGUAUGCUUCAUUUUGAUGCAUGGAAUAAUUACUCCAAACGGGAAAAGCGAUCACUGUUGAAAUUGGUUGAGAGAAGCAUACCAAGACGACGAGAAGCAUUUCAAGCGGGUUUGAUACAACCACUUUCCAAAAUAGCCAAAGAUUGCAAAGCCGAAGAAGCCAUUCUGGUGCUCAGAUGUUUUGCCAAUUUGAUUCGACAUUGGGCAAAUCAGGAUUGGCAAUCAAUAUUACGCAUGAUCGAAGAAAAAGGUCAUGCUUACUGGGGAUCGGUCCGGUUAGUAGCGGGAGAUGAUAUGGUGGACACGAUCGCAAUGACAAUCUCGCAAGCUGUUACUCUUUCGAACCAAUUACUCUGCAAGCAUAUUCAUUCAAUCUCCUUGCUUCAUGCAUCAUUAUCUUUACACGAGGCCAUCUUUGACGUAUCACUGAUCGGAAUGCACGAUCUUCUGUUACCGCCCACCUUUGCCUUGUACUCACCCGGAUUCUCUCAACAUGGUGGUGUGAUGACAUUAUCUCGUCAACUAGGCUUGGUUCACAGUGUUCGUCGGAUGCACGAAGAUUAUCUGGUGGCCAAGGAGAAUGGCAGAACGAGUGAAACGAUCAAUCCAGACGGAUCUAGGAUACCCGUCGUACUGCAAGAUCGUCGAAGUAACUUCUUUGCGGAAGAAUGUAGCGAUCAAAUCAAUGACUGCGUCAUCCUGUUGAUCGAUCUGGUAUGGAGAAAUAAUGGUUUCGCAUCUGUUGAAUCGGGCAAUGCCGAUAUCGGCUUACCGAACGAAUUCUUCGUUGGUCUCACUUCUCGCUGUGCAAUACGAGGUGAUGAACUUCAAAGGAUCGGUAGUCCAAGUCACAGUGCAACCUUGGGUAUUCUGAUGGAAGCAUAUGCAAAUGAUCUAGCACGUAAACGUGGAAGCAAUAUACCCAUUCUACAUGGUCCUUUGACGCCUGCCAAACUCAAAGAAGCACGUAAGAAACAUUUCGUCAAUAUCCAUCAUCGUGACUUCAGGGACAGCUUCUUGAAUUGGCUAUUCCGUUACGGAGCCAAUGGGAUUAGUGAUUUACUCAAUGCUACGAUCACCCGUUUCAUUCGAGGACAAGAAAUCGAUCAAAGCACCAUUUUGGGCUAAUUAUGCACUUUUUCUUUAUCCUGUACUUCUACCUGUAUUAUCAGUCCCUUGUAAUAACCGAAUUUUGGUGAAUUGAUUAUCGUGAUCAGUACAAAUACAAGUGGUGCAUGUCCUCCUUUAGACGACCUUAGAAGCCAAAGCUAGGAUCUUACUCCAUCCCUUGGUCCUUAGUUCCGCUCCAACAACUCCAUUGAUACGUGUUCCUAGAGGUUCUUUACGAUUGUUCAGUAAAACACAAGCGUUAUCAUCAAAUCGAACCGUUCUUCCAUCUGCGAGUUUUCGUGUCGUUUCCUUUGCCG